Molecule: messenger RNA, 6134 nt
Organism: Salvelinus namaycush (lake trout)
Lineage: Eukaryota; Metazoa; Chordata; Actinopteri; Salmoniformes; Salmonidae
Product: son of sevenless homolog 1-like
Exons: 22
Coding region: 934-4992 (1352 amino acids)
Biological process (GO): positive regulation of GTPase activity; Ras protein signal transduction
Cellular component (GO): plasma membrane
Molecular function (GO): guanyl-nucleotide exchange factor activity; protein heterodimerization activity
Source: RefSeq, a predicted model, not a curated record
CAACCAGCAACUGCACCCGACCCGAGUCAUAACAAUCGUCUAAAUAAAUAAUUUUGACCAAAGGUAAACUGGUAAUUAAAGCCAGCCUUUGCGUGGAUUCUUUGGUUUUCGCGAUAACCAAACAAAAAGAUAAAUAUUCUGAAGACAUGUUUUGGAAAUGAUAAAUUCAUGGAGGAUAACACGGUUAUCAAUAUCCACCCUGCCGAAGAUUCGGUGAAAAUGGGCGAUUAAUGUACCGAAGAGGUUUUUUAUGCCCAAAAUAUAGGGAAUGAUUCAACUGGCCGAAAAGGACGAACAGUAUCGCAUUUCCCGAAACGUGAAGUGACACAUUCACUCCCAAGUUGGAUACUAGCUAGUCAGCUACGCCACUGUCCACAUAUUGCUAGUUAGUUCAUCACGACUGCCAACCAUCUUCCGAUUCGGAUCGAUCGGCUACGGCUAGUAACAUCACCAGCUCGGCUGCUAGCUAGCUACUACUAGCUUGCUAAAUUAGUUAGGCUAACCUUUGUUGCCACCAACAACGUAAGUUCGGAACUUGGAAUAAUUUCCAUCUGCCAACGCAACGCAAGCUUGCUAGUUAGCGUUUGAAGUAUCUUUGGUUUCGUGAAUUUUAGCUCUUUUAAACUCUCGGUGUCCGAAAGAGCAAGCCUGCUAGCUAACGAUAGCUACUUGCUUCGGCAGCUGGAGACGGCUAGCUAGCAGCUAUCAACUAUCAACAUCUGUACACUGCCGAUGCAAUGGUCGCAUUGUUAACUGUUUUGGUAGAGGAAUGCUCAUUUGGUGGAUAUUCUGAGGCAGCGGGCCGCACAGAAUAUUGCACCUCUCAGUUCCAACCACAGGCCACACUAUAUACUGUUUUGAUGUGAAAAGUGGCCGUGAACACACAUCGCUCACUGGCUGCAAGAUAGCGCACGAAGACCGGCAGCUGAAGCCAUGCAAGCGGCCCAGGUUCAGUACGACUUUUUCAGCGAGGAGAACGCACCGAAAUGGCGGGGGCUAUUGGUACCCUCCCUGAACAAGGUGCUGAGCCAGGUACAUCCCAAACUGUCGUCCCAGGAGGAUGCGCUGCAGUACAUCGAGGAGCUGAUCCUGCUGCUGCUCAGCAUGCUCUGCCAGGCACAGCCACGCAGCGUGCAGGAUGUGGAGGAGCGAGUGCAGAAGAGUUUCCCUCACCCUAUCGAUAAGUGGGCUAUCGCCGACGCCCAGGCAGCCAUCGAAAAGAGGAAGAGGAGGAAUCCUUUGGCCCUGCCAGUGGAUAAGAUCCACCCGCUGCUCAAGGAGGUACUAGGGUACAAGAUUGACCACCAGGUGUCGGUGUACAUCGUGGCCGUGUUGGAGUACAUCUCAGCAGACAUCCUGAAGCUGGCAGGGAAUUACGUGAGGAACAUCCGCCACUACGAGAUCUCCCAGCAGGACAUCACCGUGGCCAUGUGUGCCGAUAAGGUUCUGAUGGACAUGUUCCACCAGGAUGAGGAGGACAUCAGCGGUUUUCCCCUGAUGGACGAGGAGCCGUCCACCAGCGAGGAGCAGACCUACUACGACCUGGUCAAGACCUUCAUGGCCGAGGUCCGACAGUACCUGCGCGACCUCAACCUCAUCAUCAAGGUGUUCCGCGAGCCAAUUGCCUCCGACGCCGGACUCUUCUCCCACCAUGACGUGGAGAACAUCUUCAGCCGCAUCGUGGACAUCCACGAGGUCACCCUCAAGCUGCUGGGCCUCAUUGAAGACACGGUGGAGAUGACAGACGAGGGGAGCCCACACCCGCUGGUGGGCAGCUGCUUCGAAGACCUGGCCGAGGAGCUGGCCUUCGACCCCUAUGAGACGUAUGCUCAAGACAUCCUGCGGACUGGCUUCCACGAUCACUUCCUCAGCCAGCUGUCUAAACCGGGAGCUGCCUCAUACCUCCAGUCUAUAUGCGAAGGCUUUAAGGAAGCAGUCCAGUACGUCCUGCCCCGGUUACUCCUGACACCUGUCUAUCAUUGUCUCCACUAUUUUGAGAUCUUAAAGCAACUGGAGGAGAAAAGUGAGGACGAGGAGGACAAGGAGUGUCUGAAGCAGGCCAUCACGGCGCUGCUCAAUCUGCAGAGUAGCAUGGAGAGGAUCUGCUCCAAGAACAUGGCCAAGAGGAGGCUGAGCGAGUCGGCCUGCCGCUUCUACAGCCAGCAGAUGAAGGGCAAGCACCUGGCCAUCAAGAAGAUGAACGAGAUCCAGAAGAACAUUGACGGCUGGGAGGGCAAGGACAUCGGCCAGUGCUGCAACGAGUUCAUCAUGGAGGGGACGCUGACACGCGUGGGCGCCAAACACGAACGGCACAUCUUCCUCUUCGACGGCCUGAUGAUCUGCUGCAAGUCCAACCACGGCCAGCCGCGCUUGCCUGGCGCUUCGUCCACCGCCGAGUACCGCCUCAAGGAGAAGUUCUUCAUGCGCAAGGUGCAGAUCAACGACAAGGACGACAAGGAGGGCGAGUACCGGCACGCCUUUGAGAUCAUCCUCAAAGACGGUAACAGCGUGGUGUUCGCCGCCAAGUCGGCCGAGGACAAGAAUGGCUGGAUGGCGGCGCUCAUCUCGUUGCAGUACCGCUCGACGCUGGAGCGCAUGCUGGACUCGGCCAUGCUGCAGGAGGAGAAGGAGGAGCAAAUGAGGCUGCCCGGGGCGGAGCUUUACCGGUUCGCCACGCCCGACUCUGAGGAGAACGUGGUGUUCGAGGAGAACGUGCAGUCCAAGUCGGGCAUCCCUAUCAUCAAGGCGGGGACAGUGCUCAAGCUCAUCGAAAGGCUCACCUUCCACAUGUAUGCAGAUCCAAAUUUUGUCCGAACAUUUCUAACAACCUACAGGUCCUUCUGCAAACCUCAGGAGCUGCUGGGUCUUCUUAUGGAGAGGUUUGAAAUCCCAGAGCCAAAGCCCACAGAGGCAGACCAGAUGGCCAUAGAGAACGGAGACCAACCUCUCAGCGCCGAACUCAAACGAUUUCGCAAGGAGUUUGUCCAGCCAGUCCAACUCCGAGUACUGAAUGUAUGUCGCCACUGGGUGGAGCACCACUUCUAUGACUUUGAGCGGGACUGCCAGUUACUCAAGCGUCUGGAGGAGUUCAUUGCAUUGGUGCGAGGCAAGGCCAUGAAGAAGUGGGUGGAGUCCAUCACCAAGAUCAUCCAGAGGAAGAAGCAGGCGCAGGCAAACGGGCCCAGCCACAACAUCACCUUCGAGAGCUCGCCGCCGCCCAUCGAGUGGCACCUCAGUAAGCCGGGCCAAACAGACCAGUUUGACCUCAUGACCCUCCACCCCAUUGAGAUCGCCCGACAGCUCACACUGCUCGAGUCCGACUUCUACAGGGCGGUGCAGCCAUCAGAGCUGGUGGGCAGCGUGUGGACGAAGGAGGACAAGGAGCUGAACUCGCCCAACCUUCUGCGCAUGAUCCGCCACACCACCAACCUCACAUUGUGGUUCGAAAAGUGUAUCGUAGAGACGGAGAACCUGGAAGAGCGGGCAGCGGUGGUGGCGCGUAUCAUCGAGAUCCUGCAGGUGUUCCAGGAGCUCAACAACUUCAAUGGCGUGCUGGAGGUGGUCAGCGCCAUGAACUCCUCGCCCGUCUACCGGCUAGACCACACCUUCGAGCAAAUUCCAAGCCGACAGCGGAAGAUUCUGGAGGAGGCCCACGAACUGAGCGAGGACCACUACAAGAAGUACCUGGCAAAACUCCGCUCCAUCAACCCCCCCUGCGUCCCCUUCUUUGGGAUCUACUUGACGAACAUCCUGAAGACGGAGGAAGGCAACCCUGACUUCCUGAAGAGGCAUGGCAAGGAGCUGAUCAACUUCAGCAAGCGACGGAAAGUGGCCGAGAUCACCGGGGAGAUCCAGCAGUACCAGAACCAGCCCUACUGCUUACGGGUGGAGAGCGAUAUCCGGAAGUUCUUUGAAAACCUCAAUCCAAUGGAGGACAAGGCAGAGAAGGAGUUUGCUGACUAUCUGUUCAACAAGUCGCUGGAGAUCGAGCCUCGGAAUGCCCGGUCGUUGCCUCGAUUUCCCAAGAAGUACAACUGCCCGCUCAAGUCGCCCGGCGUGCGCCCGUCCUCGGUGCGCCCGGGCACCAUGCGCCACCCGACACCACUGCAGAACGAGCCACGCAAGAUCAGCUACAGCCGCAUCCCUGACAGCGAGAUGGAGAGCGCCGCCUCUGCGCCCAACUCGCCGCGCACGCCCCUCACGCCGCCGCCGGCCUCGGCCGCCUCCAGCUCCACGGACAUCGGCAGCGUGUUUGACUCGCCCCAGGGCCCCUCCAGCCCCUUCCACUCCAGGUCCUCCUCAGUUUCCUCCAUGGUGAGUCUCCACAGGAGCACUGAAGACGCCACCGUCCCCCCGCCUGUGCCCCCUCGCAGACGCCCCGAAUCCGCCCCCGCUGAAUCUUCCCCUUCGAAGAUGAUGUCCAAGCACUUGGACAGCCCCCCCGCCAUCCCACCGCGGCAGCCCACCACCACCAAGGUCUACUCACCGCGCUACUCGCUCUCGACCGAGCGCACCUCCUUGUCGGAGCCGCCUGACAGCCCACCCACCCUGCCACCGCGGGAGCCCGUGAGAACGCCGGACGUCUUCUCCAGCUCCAACAGCCCCCUGCACCUGCAGCCACCCCCGCAGGGCCGCAUCCGCAGCAGCGAACCCACGCUGAGCCAGACCUUCUUCCCCCCCUCGCCGUUCGGCCCGCUCACCCCGCCACCACCCCCGACUCCCUCGCCCUCGCUGGGGCCGCGCAAGCACCUGCCCUCCCCGCCCUUACCACUGCUGGGGCCCGGCAGCCCAGACUGCUGCGGCGACUCAGCCCUCCUCCCUCUGGGGGGUGCAGCUGGCCCCCCUGUGCCCCCCCGCCAGAGCACCAGCAGCGCUGCUGCCCAAGCCAUCCCCAAGCUCCCCCCCAAAACGUACAAAAGGGAGUCGGUGUCAUACCCAUCCCUAGCGCAUCGAGACGGCCCGCCCCUGCUGGAGAAUGCCAACCCCUUUUAAAAAGACUUGUGUAUGUAAUCUGGGGCAAAUUAUUGAACACUAAAGAGUUGGACAAAAAACAACAUUAAUUGUGAUGUUGACUUUGAGAAGAAAAAAAAGACAAUACCAGUGUAGGUUCUUAGCUACCUGGAAAAAUAAUCAUGUGCCCUUGUAAAAAAAAAAAAAAUACUUAAACGAAAGAUGAUUGUCCUUUUUCAUUCGUGCAGACCAUUUGGAGAUUCCCUAUAAAAAUCCUUUCGGGGGGGGUAUCUUACUGUUUGUUUUGUUGUGUGUGUUUGUAUGUACAGUAUGUCGUUUGUCAUUGUCCAAUGUUUAUUUCAUUAUUUCAUAUUUUUUAAGUGAAUCGAUUGCAGCAUUACUUGUCUAUGAGCUCGGUGGCCUACCCAUGCACAUACAGCUUGAACCGUAAUAAACCAUGAACAAGUACCACACAAGUCUACUGCUCGCUGGAGGACGGAACGAUAAAGACUGCAGCCCAGUUUGUACAGACUCCAGGAGAAAUCCACAAACUUAAUAGUGUUUUAACUCCCUGUGUAUGGGCUAAACGAUCUACUAAAGUGGCCCAUAUUGACCAGAGACGGACCAGAGAGGACUCAAGCUACCACGGUGUUGCAAACCCAUUCAACUCCCCCAUAACAAAUGUCUGUCGUUCAAUCCACCUCACUCAGAUGGAAAAAGGAACUUGGGAAAUCAUGUUGUUAGAUGGUGUUUAAGGCUUUGUGUAGAAACUCAGUCCGAGGCGAGCGUUUAGUUUUUUUGUGCCAGUAGAUCGACCAGAGUACCAUGAUUUAAGGCAGGGUUUCCCAACCUCGGUCCUGGGUGCAUGUUUUGUUUUUUUGCCUUAGCACUACACAGCUGAUUCAAAUAAUCAAAGCUUGAUGAUGAGUUGGAUAAUUGAAUCAGAUGUGUAGUGCUCGGGCAAAAAAAACUAAAUGUGGGGGGCCCAGGACCGAGUUUGGGAAACCCUGAUUCAAGGUACCCAUCCACACCAAAGAGGUACUUUUCAAGAAACACAAUAAGUGAUUGUUCUUAAGUUCGUGUUAGUACUUUUAUGUUCUGAUUCAUUUCUGCCAAUGAGUAUGUAAAGAAAAUUACGAUUUGAUUUCUUUAAACAAGGGAAUAAAAGUGUUUCUACCACCCUA